CUCUAUGGAUGUACUGAGGUUAGCAGAAUAGCCUUUACAGGACUAUGGGGAAUGCAGCAUGUUUUUGUUGUGCUGAGGAAAAGGAGAAAGUGAGGAGCAAACUUAUUUUUCCUGGAGUGUGUUAAUGGAAACAUCUGAGGCUUGAAAUAUAUUUAUCAUAUCUAUGAAACUGAAGAGUGAAGAAAUGAAAGCCAGGCAACCAUGGAAAGCAUCAGUAAUUGGCAGCUUCAGAAGAUACAAGAGCCGUUCAAGAGGAAUUAGGUGACCUGAGUUUUAACAGGGCAAGAAGGAUAUGAGCAGCACACUCUGAGUGUCCCUCUACUUCCAGAGGCAAGUGAAUGAGUGAAGAGUGAAAUCACACUUUGGAGAGCAGCACAGACCAUCUUGCCAUGAAACCAUUCACAGAUGAAGAUGUAGAAAUCUACAUCCAGAGCAAGGUGGAACAGCGACAUGAUCUGGUUUCCAAAGCAGUGGAGGAGGUGCAGAAAAUAAUCCAGCAACUGACUGCAGAAAUCAGCUAUAAGGCCACGCGAUUCCAGGCUAUCUCCAACUCUGGCAUUCACAAUGAGAACAUUAAGGUCUUAGCGCCCAGCCAAUUCAUCAUCACAGUCCCUCUGCGUGGCCUGAGUGGGUACAGGGAAUGCCAGGUGCGGCACUGGCGUUAUUACACUGUGCACGGAGCCAAGCUCCUCUCCUCUGUGCGGGACCCUGAAGAGCUACAUCAAUGGCUAGAAGUGAAGCAGUUCUCAAAAAGCCUUCAGCAGUGGCAUGAGAAGGAUGUGAACAUCGAAGGUGAUCUGGUUCCAGCCAAAGUACUUAUCAUCUUCCGUGAGCUGGUGGAGAAGUCGAUCAUCUCCUGUAAUCUCUCUAGUAAAGUAACGGUGCUGGAGAGCUUCAGCUCAGUUGUCCGGGUGGCUGUGGAGACGUCAGAAUCCCAGGUUGAGGUGGAGCUGGUCCCUGCUGUGGAGAUUCCAACUUGCUGGCCUGCGAAAGCCCGGUGGCCUCGUUGCCUUAAACGUUGGCCUUCCCAGGAAAAAGUGCAGUGCGUCAAGUCGCUUGGUUUCGACCUCUUGGCCCGCUCCAAUUACCACUGGCAGCUGAGUUUCUCCCGUGCUGAGCAUUUACUCAUGGAAGGACUUGAUGAAGAUGGUGGUUGUCGCAUGAGGUGCUUCAGGGUCAUGAGGCAGAUGAAGGAAGAUGUCUGGUGUGCUGGAAAUAAGCCUGUUAUCACGGCUUAUCACCUUCAGACAGUGCUAUUCUGGACGUGUGAAAAAUACCCACGCACCAAGGAUUGGCGCUGCUUCCCCAAAGCCUUUCUGAGGCUGGUGCAGAAGCUGCACAAGUGUGUAAGCCAGCGCUUCCUCAAGCAUUACUUUGUCAAGAACACCAAUCUGCUCAAAUAUGCCAACACCAGUGACCUGGACCUGGUGGCCAGCAAGCUCUCAGUCUUCUUGGAGAACCCUGUCUUCUGCCUGGAGUAAGGCAGGAAAAGACCUCCUCACCCCAACCCUGAGCUGAUCCCUCACCUCUUCUCCCCACUUGUGGUUGUUCAUCGUGUCCUUCCAGUAGAUGUUGCAGCUGGCUUUGUAAGACACUUGGCACAUGCAGCGUGAAAGAGAAGUGUCAAGCUGGCAGCAGUGGGCGGUGAAAACUGAUGGGAGGUAUCGCUUGAUGCCCAGCUGAUCUAAUUUGCUUUCAACAGUGACAGCCUGCCUGGAAGCUACAGCCAGCGAAACCCAACUUUCUGUGUCAGAGCAGACAACUGCCUUGUUCUCUGUCUCUAGCCUUGUGGCACCUGAGCAGAAAGACAGAGCAAAGAACUCUUGCUCUGCUGCCAACCACUUGUGUAGCCUAGCAUGUGUAUUGUUGCUGCCUCCCCCUUUCUCAAAAGGACAGCAGGUUUAGUUCCCUGCUUACCUCACAGCCCAGCUCUGCAGAAGAGCAGAGGAACAUUUCUGAAGUGUACUGAAGCUGGAAGCUUUCUCAGAGGCACUUUGCCUCCAUCUCCAAUUAAAUGGGAUCUGCUUCAGUAUGAAGAUAACAGUGCUGCUAGAGUUGAGUAGGCUCAAGGGAAGCAAAAGGAGGCACAGGGGUUUUUUGCCACCUCGUCAUUUUUCUCUCCUCCACUUCCAUUUUUCUUCCAUUUGCUUCAAAUAUGUUGUCUUCAUGUUUGCCUUUGCCACUUACAUUAGUACCGUACAACCAGGGGGCUUUGCCAGACCAGAUUUUACUCCUACCCCUGGCUUCAUCCAGCAGGCUGGAGGAGGAGCUGGUCUUUCCCUAGUUGUUAGCACCCACAUAUUUUUGGGUGAUGUACAGAAGGAGAAUAUUUUUCAAAGGCUGUUAGCUCCAGGACCCCCAGUGCUUUUAAUAGUAUGGAUGUUUAAAAAUAAAAUCAGUUUUAGUGUUUCAAAAAACAGAGUUCUAGAAUUAGUAUAAAGAAUGUUGGUUUUAAUGUUAUUAAAUCACUGAAACUAAA
Columba livia (rock pigeon) is the source of this 2479-nucleotide messenger RNA. It is a transcript of the gene MAB21L3, whose product is annotated as mab-21 like 3. NCBI's taxonomy places the organism in Eukaryota, Metazoa, Chordata, Aves, Columbiformes, Columbidae. The transcript has 8 exons. Bases 390 to 1481 code for a protein of 363 amino acids. The record is from RefSeq and is a predicted model, not a curated record.